This is a messenger RNA of Hypoxylon trugodes, 1273 nucleotides long. RefSeq lists its product as uncharacterized. The coding region runs from base 85 to 762 and encodes 225 amino acids. The transcript has a single exon. NCBI's taxonomy places the organism in Eukaryota, Fungi, Ascomycota, Sordariomycetes, Xylariales, Hypoxylaceae. The record is from RefSeq and is a predicted model, not a curated record.
CAAAGACACGCUCCGCCUUCCUCUCCCAAGUGUAUCAACUUUUCAUACUUUCGUGACAGUACAGUUUCUCACGGUAGCGCAAAGAUGUCGGCAACAUCUCAAGUUCCGCCCCCUACCAACGGUGAGGUAGUUGACGAGACAACGACAACAACUACCACCACUACUGUUACAACCACAACUACAACUACAACACCGACAAUCCGAAUUCAGCCAACGCCCGGCCCUGCCGGAAACGGACGGUUUUUCUUCGACGCGCCAGAUGCACCUUCUAUCGUCCUAGUUUUCAGGCCCCUCCCCAUCUUUACCAAAAGCAUCAAGGCCGACCGGCGCUCAUCGUGGCUUGGACAAAUGGACAUUAAAUGUAGCGAUGUGCCCCUUAUGAUGCGUGAAGGUCUCCACUGGUCAACGGCGAACAUCGUGAAAGAAGAGGGCUACGUUGAGGAUAUUGACCCAAGAAAGGCCGAUCGUCUGGGUCAGCACUACUUUCAGUGCACCGUUACCAGGUACUGGUUUCUGCGAGACUUGCAAGAACCACCGCGAUGGACCACUUGUCUACGGAUCCAUGCUCCCGAUCACGACUCAGCGCCAAAAAUUCGAUUCGACGACUGGACCCUAAAGAUGGUUCACAUGGCUAGGGCCUGGGGCCUUUCGAAGAAGUUAAUCUACCAAUAUGAUAUCAGAAAGCCCCAAGAUUGCUUUAACUGUAUCUACGAUAAUAUGCCGUUAAAGGGGUGGUGGCCUUGUCCAAAAGAAAGGGAGUAACCACUCUCGUCGAUAGGGCUAUGAUGCAGCCCCUUGGAAAGGUGCUUGUGUAUUGCUAACACGAUUUGGUAUAAACGGUUAAACAUUCAACAUCAUGAUUUACAGGCGCGCUGGGGGCAGGGGUAGAAAGAGGGAGGUCUGGUGGGGCAAUUUAGGGGGCAGAGAGCUACGGUCCGAGUCCGAGAAGCUAUGUAUCUUGACGUUGUGCUAUUAAUAGUUUCCCUUCUUUUCAUAUCCGCCAUCAUAAUAUUAUGUAUUGUUAAUAUCUAAAGAAAGAAAAAAGACUAUAGGAUAGAAAGCUUGAAGCACCCCUUUAACAACUUUACAUAAGGGAAAACAAGUUGUACAGGGCCACUAUGGUGCGGGGUUCGUUUGUACCUAGGUCUAGGCUUCUACAGCGCACUACUACGGCGAGUUAGCGCAUAUUUGUUGGCAUUUUAAGAAGAGCAUAUUUUCACCAUGAACACAAUCUUGGUAUCUUGCAAUUGAAUUUAUUUUCUAAUUCAUUGCU